ACGAUCUUGGUCGAAGGAAGAGCUACGCGAGAUCGAACGAUCGAUCGAGCCACGAUGUCGUCACUGCUGGUGUGGUGUGCUCUGCUGCAGACGCUGCUACUAGUUACACUCCGCCUCGGUGAUUGUGCCAUUGCCGUCGACGCCAAUCGUACGUCCGCCCUGGAGGAGGCUCGAUUGCAGCGGGAAAAUCUGGUGCGAAAGUAUCUGAAGCGUCUAAAGAAGGAGGAGGGCGCUCUGAAGCUGGUCGGAGGUCGCGGAGAUUUCGAGGGCAAUGUGGAAAUAUUUCACGCCGGCAAAUGGGGCGCGAUUUGCGAUGACGAAUGGGACCAGGCCGAGGCGGAGGUGGUAUGUCGGCAGCUGGGCUUCCCGGGCCACGUGAAGCCGACGCACACGGGACACUUUGGACGGGCGAAGCGAAAGUUCUGGAUGGACAAUCUGUGGUGCGGCGGCAAGGAAGCGGAACUGACGGACUGUCGCUUCGAUGGCUGGGGCGCGAACGACUGCGAGUCGGGCGAGGCGGCGGGUGUGAUUUGCAAGCAGCACGCCACGGACACUACCACCACGAGCAAACCGGUGCCGGUCGAGUUGAAAGUGCCGAAGGAACGGUUUAGCCAACGGCUCGAGUUGCGGCUCGUGGGAGGACGUGUAGAGGGCGAGGGGCGCGUGGAGGUUCGGAUCGUGGAUGGGCUCGGUGGAGCCGGCCCGUGGGGUAGUGUGUGCGGCGAUGGCUGGGGUUUGCUGGAGGGUAAUGUCGUGUGCCGGCAGCUGAAUCUCGGUUACGCCAACAAUGCCGUCCAGACGGACUUCUUCUCGGACGAGGCGGACGGGAAAGGGCUGCCGGAGCGCGUGCUGCUGAGCGGGACGGAGUGCUACGGGAACGAAAGUACGCUCGCGGACUGUCUGCACGAUCCGAUCGGCUGGGACACAGUGGGAACGUGCAGCGAGCGAAAGGGUCACGUAGCGGCCGUUACCUGCGUACCGGCCAUGGCCGAUCUUGUGUUUGAUCACGUCGAGAUGGAACAGUCGCUGCAUCUGGAGGACCGUCUGAUGUAUCUGCUGCAGUGCGCGAUGGAGGAAAACUGUGUGGCCACGCAGGCCUACGAGAUCCAGCGGGACAAUCCCAACUGGCAUCUGGAGACGCGCCGGCUGCUCAAGUUCACGGCACGCGUUGUCAACAUGGGGACGGCCGACUUUCGUCCGCACAUCCCGAAGCACCUGUGGGAGUGGCAUCUGUGCCACAUGCACUACCACAGCAUGGAGGUGUUUGCGACGUUCGACGUGAUCGAUGGCCAGGGGCGGAAGGUGGCCGAGGGGCACAAGGCUUCGUUCUGUCUGGAGGACAACCAGUGUUUGCCGGGCGUCGAGCCACGGUACGCCUGUGCGAACUACGGCGACCAGGGCAUCUCGGUGAACUGUUCCGACAUCUACCGGCACAACAUCGACUGCCAGUGGGUGGACAUUAGCGAGCUGGACUUUGGCGAGUACACGAUGCGGGUGGCGAUCAAUCCGGAGUUCAAGGUGCCGGAGAUGCGGUUCGACAACAAUGCGGCCACCUGUCGGCUGCUCUACACGCAAACGUACGCGCGCGUGUUUGACUGUAAGCACGAGCGUCCUUGAGCAAGGGUUGGAAUCGAUCGGGGGAAUUAAGUGACUAUCACUUCAUUGUGCACGUGAAAGCUAGUGAGAGUAUAUUGUAGAAAUGAACCAUACGAGUGUAGACUUGGACUAUAGUAAACUUAAUAAAUGAACAUUUCAAGAGCUUUUUAUAAAUU
This is a messenger RNA of Anopheles merus, 1772 nucleotides long. Its product is annotated as lysyl oxidase homolog 3A-like. Bases 55 to 1617 code for a protein of 520 amino acids. The record is from RefSeq and is a predicted model, not a curated record. Gene Ontology annotation, biological process: peptidyl-lysine oxidation. The transcript has 2 exons. Gene Ontology annotation, molecular function: copper ion binding; protein-lysine 6-oxidase activity. NCBI's taxonomy places the organism in Eukaryota, Metazoa, Arthropoda, Insecta, Diptera, Culicidae. Gene Ontology annotation, cellular component: membrane.